Messenger RNA from Drosophila innubila, 3536 nucleotides. RefSeq names its product sialin (gene MFS10). Bases 379 to 2070 code for a protein of 563 amino acids. Gene Ontology annotation, molecular function: transmembrane transporter activity. NCBI's taxonomy places the organism in Eukaryota, Metazoa, Arthropoda, Insecta, Diptera, Drosophilidae. The transcript has 2 exons. Gene Ontology annotation, biological process: transmembrane transport; monoatomic anion transport. The record is from RefSeq and is a predicted model, not a curated record.
ACACAGUUACAUGGCAUUUUUGGCUGUUUAGACGUGGUUGUUGUUAUUGUUAUUGCUGCUCUCCGUUGGCGUCGCUGUCAGAAACUACGACGCUUCAGUCGCUGCCUGCUCCAGCUGUUGGUGAGUUGUCUUUUGGGUCUGCGUCAUUGUUGUUGCUGUUGCUGCUGCUGCUGCUUUUUGUUGUUAGUAGGAAAAGAAAAAAAAUAUAUAUAAACGUUAGCAAAAAAAAAGAGAAAAUGUGCUGACAAUUGCACAAGAAUUAAACAAGAAGUCUGUGGAAAUAAAAGCAACAAUCCCCAAUUGGAUAUCUGCAUAUUGGAUAUUGGAAUUAGAACGUGAUUUGGAGCUGGAGUCUUUUAACUUAUUGGAGCUGCCCAAAUGCCGCCACAAAGAUGGACGGACGAGACGCGCGACGCCAGCUGUUAUUACGGUAAUCUCAUACGCUCCUCCUCCGAUGCCGAUGACGUUGACGAUGACACGGAAGCGGACGCGGAUGCCGAUGAUGAACGGGGGGCGUUUUGCAGCGGCAAUCGCCCAUUGAUAGCAGCUAAUGACAAUGCUGGCUCGGAUUCUAGGGAUGAUUGGCUGCAAACGCGUCACAUUUUUGGCCUAAUGGGAUUCUUUGGAUUCGCGGUUGUCUAUGCCAUGCGCGUGAAUCUCUCGGUGGCCAUUGUGGCCAUGGUCAACCAGACAGCCAUUCCACACACCAACAGCUCCGUUAUGGCCAACGACACUUGUCCUGUGCCAACGCCCAACAACAACAAUCAGUCAGUGUCGGAAUUCUGGAAACGUUCGGUGCCCGCUGAGGGUGAAUUUGUGUGGGAUGAGGCGACUCAGGGACUUGUGCUGGGCAGCUUCUUCUAUGGCUAUGUGCUGACCCAGGUGCCAGGUGGUCGCAUGGCUGAACUGGUGGGCGGUAAACGUAUCUAUGGCUAUGGUGUGCUGAUAACGGCCAUCUUUACACUGCUGACGCCAUUGGCGGCUCACUGGGAUCUGCCGCUGCUGGUGCUGGUGCGCAUUCUGGAGGGGAUGGGCGAGGGUGUCACAUAUCCGGCGAUGCAUGCGAUGUUGGCCCAUUGGAUACCGCCGCUGGAGCGCAAUAAAUUUGCGGCCAUCGUUUAUGCGGGCUCGAAUAUUGGCACGGUGAUAUCGAUGCCAUUGACGGGUUGGCUGUGCUCCCAGCGCUUUCUGGGCGGCUGGCCAUCGGCAUUCUAUAUCUUUGGACUGCUGGGCAUUGUGUGGUUUGGCUGUUGGAUGUAUCUGGUGUAUGAUCGACCCAGUGAACAUCCGCGCAUCUCCCGCAAGGAGCGUGCCUACAUAGAACGUGCACUGCAGUUGCCCACGGAGCUGGAGGAGCCGGCAACAGUUGAGCAAUCCACAGAGCAUAUACCCUGGAGUUGCAUCUUGACCAGCGUGCCACUUUGGGCCAUACUCCUUACACAAUGCGGCCAGAGUUGGGCAUUCUACACACAACUGACCGAACUGCCCACCUAUAUGAGCAACAUACUCCACUUUGACAUACAAUCGAAUGCUCUACUCAAUGCCAUACCCUAUCUAACGUCCUGGUUCAUGGGCAUUGCCUGUUCCGCUCUAGCGGAUUGGAUGCUAGCCAAGCGCUACAUCAGUCAACUCAAUUCCUAUAAGUUGUGGAACACCAUAUCGUCGGUGGUGCCGUCAUUGGGUCUCAUUGGCAUCAUCUAUGUGGGCUGCGAUUGGAUUUGGGUCACGUUUAUGCUCGCUGGUGUCGGCUCCUUUGGUGGCGCUGUCUAUGCCGGCAAUCAGAUGAAUCACAUUGCCCUGAGUCCCCGUUUUGCGGGCACUAUGUAUGGCAUUACCAAUUCGGCGGCAAAUAUCUGCGGUUUCCUGGCGCCCUAUGUCAUUGGUCUGAUCAUCAAUCAUCGCGAGACUUUGACCCAAUGGCACAUUGUCUUCUGGCUGGCUGUUAUACUCAAUAUUGUCGGCAACUUUAUCUAUCUGAUCUUUGCCCGUGCGGACGAACAAUCCUGGUCACUGAGACGACAUCCAACAACACCAACAACAACAACAACCCGUCGUUCUUUGCGCAUCUAAUCGGAGUUACAACUACUCCAAGUACCUAUGGCUACAGCACAGAGUUAACAUGUGAAUCCCCAGUUUUUUUUUUUUUUUUUUAGUGCAUAAGCAUGUGUGAUAAUUCCGUGUGGAAUGAUUUCUUAAGUUCCCCUCGUUUCCAGCAGAUGUUGAUACGCAGUAUUCCUAAGAGAGAGAUCGCAGGCACAAUACUAUACUCUAUACAUAUGUACAAAGAUUCCAGUGAGCUUCCAGCGGCUUCCAGUUAAUUUUUGCAGUUUUCAAAACUGUAUUCACUGUACCAAAGUUAUGCAGUACACGCGGCUUCCAGUGACCUUACCAUAGCUUAUUACGACCUUCCAGUGGCUCUCACUUCCACUGACCUUCCAGUGGCUUUCCAUUCUAGCAGUGUUAAUGCAAACUCAAAUUAUUUCUACUUUUCAGUGUGUCUAUUAAUUCUUGUUAAGCUUAAAGAUUAUACUCGCUUCCGGGUGACUUCCAGUGAUCUUCCACUAGCUUUCCAAUGGCUUUCCAUUUUAGCAGUGUUAAUUCAAACUCGAGUACUAGUUACUUUUCAGUGUAUUUGUUAGUUUCUUAAGUUUAAAGAUUUAUCUCACAUUCUGGUGCCUUCCAGUGGCCUUCCAAUGGCGUUCCAAUAAUUUUUCAUAGCCGCAGUGUUAAUUUAAAAAUUGAAUACAACUUAAUUCCCAAGGUAACUACAAGUUUCUUAAGCUUAGAGAUUGAACUUACUUCCAGGCGACUUCCAGUAGCCCUUCCACUGACUUUCCAGUGGCUUGCCGCUCUAGUAGUGUUAAUUCAAAAUUGAAUUAUACUUAAUUUGCAAGGUAUCUAUAAGUUUCUUUAGCUUAGAGAUUAAACUUACUUCCAGGCGACUUCCAGUAGACCUUCCACGAAUAUUUCAGCUUAUAUUUAGUGUUUAAUUAAACACCCAUCACUUUAAGAGAACUUUCAUAGCCCUUCUAGCGGUUUCCAGUCAACUAGCACUGACUUUCCAAUGGCUAUGAGUUUCCAAUACAAUUCCCAUACAUUGUUAACUGUACCAAUUGUUAUAAACAUACAUAGAUAUAUAAUAGGCCUGGACACUAGUUGUGUCCUUGGGUGCGAUAUCGCUUUUAACUACGGACUGUGUUUUGCUAGGCGUUUUUAUACCAAUAUAUAUUCGUUAUACGAUAUAUGAUAUACGACAUAUAUAUAUAUACUAUAUACGAUACAACACAUAUGAUACAAACUAGGGUCUUACAUGGACCGGACCUAUCAUAGCUUUAGUGCCGGCACCUAGCGGUUGCCCAACGAAACUUUACAAAUGAUAUACUAUAUACAUGAAACAUAUAUCCAGAUAUAUAAUAAUAUAUAUAUAUAUAUAUAUAUAUACACAAACAUAUUGUACCAUACAUAUAAGCUACAUAAACAUCUGAUGUAACUAUGCAACAAUAAAAUCGCACAAACAUAUCGGAAAAUAAUUAAAA